UGUGGUAACAUGAUCCAUGGCCUGGUAUUGGUCCGCAGCCCAGUGGUUGGGGACCCCUGUACAUAUUUCACUUUUUUUUUCUCUUUUUCUCUGGAACGUGUUUGGGGUGAGUCGUGUUGUAUCAGCUGUUCAUCAAUGUCCUUCAAACUAUAGGCAGACCAGUAUGAGUGUGUGGGGUGUGGCAGAGCGGGAGACGGAAUCAUCACAACAGACUUGACAAGAACAGGACUACACGAACCAGGAAGUGACUCAGCAGCAGCAGCAGCAGCAGCAGCAGGAGCAACAGCAUGUCUUCCACAGAGCUGCGGCUGGUGGCGCUGUGUCGGCCCACAGAAGGGAAGAGGUCCGCAGCCUGCACCAUCUUACACCUGCAAGACAGAGAGCAGGGCACAGGCACCACUGUACUGCACAGAGGAGAGGCUGCAGGCAGACAGAUUGCCGUGGUCCAGAGUGAAGCCUGGUUCAGUGCUGACUGCAGCUCAGACCAAAGAAGAAAACACAUCUCCUCCUUCAUCACCUUGUCCUCACCGGGGCCUCAUGCCUUCCUGCUCUGUGUCCCUGUCAACCAACCCGUGGACGGAGAGGACAAGGCUCUGGAUGUGCUGACUCAGCUGUUCGGUCCUGCUGCAGUCAGCCAUAACACCAUCGUGCUCUUCACACACACCGAGGAGCUGGAGGAGGACGAGCAGCUGGGGGAGUACCUCCUCACCUGGAGGAAGGAUCUCCUGGAGCUGGUGGAGCGGUGCGGUGGACGCUACCACACCCUGGAGAGCAGCGGUGGAGAGGAGGAGGAGGAGAGGAGAGCUGUGGAGGAGCUGCUGAAGAAGGUGGAUGAGAUGGUGGGUCAGAGUGGGACACAACACGUGGGCUGUGCUCUGUACCAGGAGGCUGGAGAAGGAGUGAGAGAGAGACAGGACCAGCUGGUGAGAGAGGGAAGAGAAACAGUCACUGAAGAGGAAAUGGAGGCUGUGCGAGCAGAAGCAGAGAGGAGCGUGGACCACCUGGAUGUGGACGUUGACCAUAUCUUUUCAGGCACCAGCGUCUCCCCUCCCCCCCCUCCUCCCCCUUUUCUGUGGGGCCUGUGGGAGAAGGUGAGAGACUGGUUCAAGUGGCUGCCACAGAUGGUGAGGAGGGAGGCCCUGUUUGGAGCCCUGGUUGGACUGUUUGUUGGAGGGCCAGUAGGUGGCGUAGUGGGGGCCACUGUAGGCUCAGUGGCCACUGAGAUGAGCAGAAGAAAAACCCAGAAAACUACAUGAAAGAGUACUUCAAACAGUAGUAGUAUUUUAGUGUCAUGUUCAAAGAACCACACUUCACAUUUCAAAUGUUCCCACUCUCCCUAUUAUUAUUAUUAUUAUUGACUGUAUUGAACACGUGACCAUGACACGCAGACCAAUUAAAGUCAAACUUAUACUCGAGUUUAAAUACAAUAAAUUACAUUAGUGUU
Messenger RNA from Cynoglossus semilaevis (tongue sole), 1444 nucleotides. RefSeq names its product GTPase IMAP family member 4. The coding region runs from base 288 to 1256 and encodes 322 amino acids. NCBI's taxonomy places the organism in Eukaryota, Metazoa, Chordata, Actinopteri, Pleuronectiformes, Cynoglossidae. The transcript is spliced from 3 exons. Gene Ontology annotation, molecular function: GTP binding. The record is from RefSeq and is a predicted model, not a curated record.